UCCCAUCACGCCCAGCGCCCCGCCCAGGCCGGCGGCCCUGGGGUCUCUGACUGCGGCCGCGUGAGCUCGGAGCCGCCGCCGCGAUGCCGAAAGCCAAAGGGAAAAACCGGCGCCGAAAGUUCGGCUACAACGUCAACCGCAAGCGGCUGAACCGGCAGAGCCGCAAGCGGGCGGCGCCCCGUAUCGAAUGCUCCCACAUCAGACAUGCGUGGGACGGAACGAAAUCCGUGUCUCAGAACCUGGCUGAAAUGGGGCUGGCUGCAGACCCCAACAAGGCGAUUCCCAUCCGGAAAAGGCAGCUACCGGUGAUGGAAAUGGAGGUUGAUGGCCAAGACAAAGGAAAGAGAGUUGUGAAGAAGCCUUAUGUCCUGGACGAGCUGGAGUAUGAGGCCAGCCUCCCGGAGAAGAAGUCGGAGACGCUGUCCAGAGACCUUAUUGACUAUGUGCAGUACAUGGUACGGAACCAUGGCGAGAACUACAAGGCCAUGGCUCGUGAUGAGAAGAACUACUACCAGGACACGCCCAAGCAGAUCAAGAGGAAGAUCAGUGUGUAUAAGCGCUUCUACCCGGAGGAGUUCCAGGCUUUCAUUGCAUCCCUGCAGCAGGUCAAGAUGGACCAGCAGUGACUGCUCCCACCCUGCCCUGUGGGACCCACCCGCAGCUGCGGGUCCCGUGCUGCCCCUCCCCAGGCAACCAAGGGAAGAGUGACUCUGCCUGUUGGUGCCAUUUCACCAUUCGCAGGCUGGGGCUUGCUGAACUAGAUGUAGCUUCUGGUGGGCAGGGUCGGAGGUGGGUCUGAGCGUGUGCUAGAAUGGGCUCCUCCGUGUGGCUGCAGGGGAGACAGCUGCUGCCUCACCAUAGUGGGGGCGAAGGGAAGAGACAGUCUCUUGUGUCCUGCAGCUCCUAGUUACAAUAAAUCAGACUCUUCCAAACCAGCCUGAAUACACCCGAGUGCAGCUGGCUCAAGGGCUCCGCACCUGCCUGCACUGUGCUGACCCAAGGGAAGUCUUCAUUCUAAGGCCUGCUCUGGCUCUUCACGGGCGGUGCAAGCCCCCUGCCCAGUGCAGCCAUGGGGCUGGAUUGUUCACAGGCCCCAGGGCUUUGCUGCUGGCUGCUUGGGAACAGCAGCCCUGGGAGUGGAAGGAGAGGCUGGCAGGGUGCUGCCUUGCCCUAGCGCUACACGUUCACCUGCCGGGACUCACGCUUGCCCUUAGCUCUACCAGAGUGAUACUCAGGCCGCCGUGGGUCAGAAGCCAGACUAGCGAUCAGCGGUGCCCCAAAAGCCACAGUCGUGUGAAUUCAUCGUUCCAUUUACUGUCGUACUAGUCACGUGUAAACAGCGUGACAGGGAAAUAUUUCGUUUUUCUAGCUUAUUCUCACAGCAAAAUGACUGACCAAGUAUUUUAUCAACUGCAAUUGGUUAAUCUAGUAAAAGCUUCCUGAUGGGUUAAUCAUGAAA
Mauremys mutica (yellowpond turtle) is the source of this 1459-nucleotide messenger RNA. RefSeq names its product NOP16 nucleolar protein (gene NOP16). Gene Ontology annotation, cellular component: nucleolus. Gene Ontology annotation, biological process: ribosomal large subunit biogenesis. The transcript has 5 exons. The coding region runs from base 84 to 626 and encodes 180 amino acids. The record is from RefSeq and is a predicted model, not a curated record. Lineage: Eukaryota; Metazoa; Chordata; Testudines; Geoemydidae.